Messenger RNA from Fraxinus pennsylvanica, 1545 nucleotides. The record is from the annotation of a GenBank genome assembly. Lineage: Eukaryota; Viridiplantae; Streptophyta; Magnoliopsida; Lamiales; Oleaceae.
AUGACCCAAAAAGAAGAAGAAAAGAAAAACAUGGAAGCUGCUAAAAAGCUGAAACCGCCGUUCAUCACAAAAACAAUUGACAAAGCCAUGGACAAUUCCAUGCAAGAGAGGUUGAUUAGUCCAGAAUCAGAACAGGUGGGGAAUUUCAAAGGGAGGAUUUCUGAAGAAUCCAAGAAAAUAUGGAGGGUUGCCUUGCCAAGUAUUAUAUCAAGAGUAUCUUCAUUUGGAACCAUAGUUGUAACUCAGUCAUUUGUUGGACACAUUAAUUCAUCUGAUCUUGCUGGUUAUGCACUUGUUCAGACCUUAAGCGUUCGAUUCGUAAAUGGAAUACUGAUAGGAAUGUCAAGUGCAACAGAAACUCUCUGUGGGCAAGCAUUUGGAGCAAAACAGUACCAUAUGAUGGGGAUUUUCUUGCAAAGAUCAUGGCUUGUGGAUCUCAUCACACUAACGAUCUUACUUCCUGUUUUUCUAUUCGCAACACCAAUAUUUAAACUACUAGGCGAGGAAGAAUCUAUCGCAAAAUCCGCUGGUUAUAUUUCUCUGUGGUUCAUCCCAAUUGUUUACAGCAUGGUUUUCUCUAUGACGAUCCAAAUGUAUCUACAAGCACAACAAAAGAACAUCGUUAUUGCAUGGCUAUCCAUUAUAUCAUUUGUAAUGCACAUUCCCUUAUCUUGGCUUUUUGUCUACAUACUGAAUUGGGGAAUUUCUGGUGCCAUGGGGGCGCUCUGCAUAUCUUCGUGGUUUCUAGUCAUUGGAGAGUUUGUAUAUAUCUUAGGAGGUUGGUGCCGUGACACAUGGAAAGGAUUCACUAUAGCCGCAUUCAAGGACAUGUUGCCAGUGGUGAAACUUUCAAUAUCCUCUGGUGUAAUGAUUUGCUUGGAGUUGUGGUACUAUGCCAUUCUGGUUUUACUGGCAGGAUACAUGAAAAAUGCGAAGGUUGCCAUAUCUGCCUUUUCUAUUUGCCUUAAUAUAGUGGGAUGGGAAGCUAUGAUUAGUGUUGGCAUGAUGGGUGCUGCAUGUGUUCGAGUUGCAAACGAGCUUGGGAGAGGAGACGCGAAGGCUGUGAAGUUUUCGAUUAAAGUCGUGACCAGUACUUCAGUAUCGAUAGGGCUAUUCUUUUGGAUUCUUUGCUUAGUAUUUGGCAAUAAAAUUGGAUAUUUAUUCGCGAAUGAUGAAGAAGUUGCACAUAGUGUUGCUGAUCUUUCUAUGCUACUUGCUUUCUCAGUGUUGCUGAGUAGUAUCUAUCCAAUAUUCUCAGGGGUAGCAAUUGGAGCGGGUUUACAAACGACAGUUGCAAUUAUUAAUAUUAUUUGCUUCUAUAUAAUUGGAAUACCAGUUGGAGCUUUACUUGGAUAUGUUACUCAUCUUCAAGUUAAGGGCAUAUGGAUUGGGAUGUUAUGUGGAGUGGUCGCAGAGACACUAGCAUUGAGCUUCAUGAUGUGGAGAACAAAUUGGGAUCAUGAGGUAGCUAAAGCUUUAGCACGCCUCAAAAAGUGGUACUUAAAGUCUCCUGAUGAGACUGAUCAAAAGUCUGACCAUGCUUGA